AUGAUUCCUAAGAGAGUUUUAGUUUUGGCCAUCCUAGUUUUCGGUUACGGUAAUGAAGAUGAAGAAGAAGACACCAAUUUGGUCGAUUAUUACGAAAAAUUAAUUAACACUGAAUACCAACAUGCUGAAAAAUAUGAAUUGGAUAAAAACGCUAAACGUUACCAACCAAAAAGUGAAAAGCAAAACACAGAUUUUGGUACAUAUGACUUCAUUAUAGUAGGAUCAGGAUCCACAGGCAGCGUCAUAGCAAACCGUUUGACGGAAAUAAACAACUGGAACGUGUUGUUGAUUGAAGCUGGAGGAUAUGAAAAUAAUUUCACAGAAAUUCCAGCAAUGACCACAAUUUCCCUGUUGUCAGACUAUAACUGGGGAUUCUUGAGCGUCCCGCAAAAAACAAGCUGUUUAGGAAUGAAAAACCAAAGAUGUCCCUUCCCAAGAGGCAGAGCCCUGGGCGGUACAACAGUUGUAAACGGCUUGGCCUACUCCAGAGGAUCGCAGGAAGGUUUCAACCAAUGGGCUAAAAUGGGCUUCUCUGGGUGGUCGUACGAUAAAGUCUUGCCGUAUUUCAAAAAAGCUGAGGAUUACCCAACGGACUGGAAAGAGGGUCAAGAAAUCGCGAUAGAGAGUGAUAUGCACGGUGAGGAUGGACCGUUGCUUGUAGAGUUUUCUGAGCCUGAAAGUGAGGAGUACCCGAAUUAUAUCGGGGGGAACGAGGAUUUGGGUUAUAAGGUUAUAGACGUAAACGCUGGAAUUGGUGAGGGCGUUUCAAAAGCACCUACGAAUACACAGAAUGGUAGAAGAUACAGUGCUUAUAAAGCUUACAUUAAACCUGCUGAAACUAGAGAAAAUUUGAAAAUCAUGUCGCAAAGCUACGUUACUAAGUUGAUAAUAGAAAAUAAUAAAGCUACAGGGGUGAGAUUUGCCCACAAUGGUAAGUAUUUUACUGCUAAAGCUUCAAAAGAAGUUAUAGUCUCAGCAGGUGCUAUAAGUACACCACAAUUACUAAUGCUAUCGGGAAUUGGUCCAAAAAAACAUCUAAAAAGUAAAAAAAUCAAUGUGAUCAAAGAUCUGGAAGUAGGAAGUGCCUUAAGAGAUCAUAUAGGUAUAACCUUGUAUUUUAGCAGUAACUAUACUCUGGAGAACAAGCAACUUCGUGAGUAUGUACAAGAAUUCCUUAAAGGUGUAGGAGGAUUGGCUGCUCCAGGCCCAAAUGAUGCUUUUGGCUUCUACCAAACCCAUAUUGAAACAAUAAAGGAUUACCCCGAUGUAGAAAUCAUUUUGGUGCCAAAUUUCGGCAACGCAACCAAAGACUUUUCGAAGAAAAUCCUCAAUUUGAAAGAUGCAACCUACAAAACCUACACGAAACAAGACCCGAAUAAAAGAAUCUUCAAAAUCGACCUUUUUGGACUUCAUGCUCACUCCACAGGCACUGUUCGCCUAAACUCCAACAGUCCAUUCGACUACCCUUUAAUAGACCCAAAUUUACUGACAGACAAAGACAACAAAGACAUCAACACCCUAUACGAAGCCAUCAACAUGGUGAUGAAGUUAAUACAAACCCCAUCGAUGAAGAAAAUGGACACUCAACUCGUAAUCCCCCAACUACCAGCUUGUAAAUACCUCAAAAAACUAUCGCAAAAAUUCUGGAAGUGCGUCAUCAAACAAGUGGGACACCCCGUUAACCACCCUGUCGGGACCUGCGCAAUGGGACUAGUUGUCGAUGAAAACUUGAAGGUUUAUGGUGUCGACAAGUUAAGAGUGGCAGAUGCUUCGAUAUUCCCACUCACUCUAACCGGCCAUCCUAAUGCUCCUUGUGUUAUGGUGGGUGAAAAGGUCAGCGAUAUCAUCAAGAGCUUUUAUGGCGUUAAUUAA
Molecule: messenger RNA, 1872 nt
Organism: Brassicogethes aeneus
Lineage: Eukaryota; Metazoa; Arthropoda; Insecta; Coleoptera; Nitidulidae
Source: the annotation of a GenBank genome assembly